Messenger RNA from Dioscorea cayenensis subsp. rotundata (Guinea yam), 667 nucleotides. RefSeq names its product asparagine synthetase [glutamine-hydrolyzing] 2-like. Gene Ontology annotation, molecular function: asparagine synthase (glutamine-hydrolyzing) activity. NCBI's taxonomy places the organism in Eukaryota, Viridiplantae, Streptophyta, Magnoliopsida, Dioscoreales, Dioscoreaceae. The transcript is spliced from 4 exons. The record is from RefSeq and is a predicted model, not a curated record. Bases 49 to 567 code for a protein of 172 amino acids. Gene Ontology annotation, cellular component: cytosol.
UUUUGCGUGAGGCCUUUGAGAAGGCUGUUAUUAAGAGGCUGAUGACUGAUGUACCUUUUGGUGUGCUCUUGUCCCGGUGGUCUUGAUUCUUCACUUGUUGCUUCUGUAGCAUCACGGAAUUUGUCUGAGGUUAAAAGCACCAUUCAGUGGGGAUCUCGAUUACAUACAUUCUGUGUUGGUUUGAAGGGUUCUCCUGAUCUGAAAGCUGCUAGGGAAAUUGCAGAUUAUCUUGGUACCAUCCAUCAUGAGUUUCACUUCACAGUGCAGGAGGGUAUUGAUGCACUUGAAGAAGUCAUUUUUCACAUUGAAAGUUAUGAUGUGACAACUAUUAGGGCAAGCAAACCAAUGUUUUCAAUGUCAUGCAAGAUUAAGUCAUUGGGUGUAAAGAUGGUGCUUUUUGGGGAAGGUUCAGAUGAAAUUUUUGGCUGUUACCUAUAUCUUCAUAAGGUACCCAAUAAGGUGGAAUUUCAUCAAGAAAGAUGUCGGAAGGUAACUAUGGGAAGCCCUUACUUUUUGCCAAUGAUAGCAUCUAUCCACUUAUUUUCCAGCUUGUUAAAAUUUCAAUAAUGAUGCACAUUUGCAUAUUUGAAAACUUGUUAAACCUUUUUCUCAUGUUCAUUUAGCAUCAGUGAAUACAAUGUCUAGUUUGGUUCCUGGUUUUGUUGAG